Molecule: messenger RNA, 1720 nt
Organism: Anarrhichthys ocellatus (wolf-eel)
Lineage: Eukaryota; Metazoa; Chordata; Actinopteri; Perciformes; Anarhichadidae
Product: peptide chain release factor 1-like, mitochondrial
Exons: 4
Coding region: 564-1322 (252 amino acids)
Biological process (GO): mitochondrial translational termination
Cellular component (GO): mitochondrion
Source: RefSeq, a predicted model, not a curated record
CAUGUCUGCGCCCUUCAGCAAGGUGGGAAACAAACGAAAUCUUUAUAACUAGCAUUAAGAAUCCGUUUUCGAGACAGUUUUCCUUCGUUAUCGCCGCACCGAUGUUUUCCGGUAACAUGAUGGAUGUAACGGAUUAUUCGUUAUUUGAUUUAAAGAUGAUAUUAGCGAGUUGUUUACUCUCUCAAAUGCUCUUAUUCUGGUGUAUAGGUUGAAAUCCAGCCCUUAAUAGCAACAGCAUCUUAUUUUAAAUAUUCCGAAUUAAAGUUUCCGGUUUGGUUUGUAGUUGUCGACUUCUGCAGGAAUACCACACACAUCUGAACCUUUAUUUUAUAAGUUAAAAUUUUAAAAAUAAAGCGCUGCUUGUCGUGAUACACACCCGCCGAAUUCAAUAAUGACUUUAUUAGAUGCUGAAUAUUUCUCAAUAUAGCAAUUAUAGUGGUACAUAUUUUUAGUUAAGCAUAAAAUCGUUUAUUUUUUUAAUGGAAUUUGUCCGAAUGUUCCGUCUGGACUAGAAACGUGCCAAGUCCUACCAGGGUCUGUUUGUUCUGCCACUCAGUGACUCUAUGGCUUCCAGAAGAGCCGCUAACCUUCUUCCGAGAGGAAGGGAGUGCGUCUCCAGUCUGUGGGUUCAAAAACCACCAAACAUCCUCAGACAAACGGUCUCGUUUCUCCACCACUGUCACAAUCACUGUGGCAGAACCACGAGAACUCUUCACACCGGCACGCCUUUGACGGCGGCUAAGUUACUGUCGGUGGACGAGCUGUUUGCCAAAAGGUCUCUGCAGGAACACCUGAAGAAGGUGGAGACGGAGUACAGUGAGUGUCUGAGAUCGGCCAGCAGCGGUGGUGGUGGUGUGACAGAGCAGCACUGUGAGGACGAGCUGAGGGCCAAGAGGACCAGAGUGUCUCUGCUGGCUCCUCUCAUCCAGAGCAUCAGGGAGCUGGACACCAAAGAGAGAGAGACGGCUGAGACGGAGACGCUGCUGAGAGAUGAAGACACGGCUCUGAGAGAACUGGCCGAGCUGGAACAUGAAGGAUGUCUGCAAGAUAUUCAAGAUCUCAGACAGAAGAUCCUGGAGCUGCUGCUGCCGGAGGAGGAGGCGGAUCUGAGCGACCUGGUCCUGGAGGUGACAGCCGGGGUCGGAGGUCAGGAGGCCAUGCUAUUCACUGAUGAGGUGUUCGACAUGUACCAGCGCUACGCUCAGCACCACGGCUGGUCCUUCGACGUCCUGGAGCACAUGACCAGCGAAAUAGGUCAGAGGUCACACACACUCCUGUUUAUAGCCGGGUUAAAGGUCGGUAUCGUAGUGGUGGAUGUCUGAAAACCUUUAGAACAACAGCGUUUAUUUUCAGGAAUGUCGCCACAGACACCCAGUUUAUAACACCACAGAUAUGUGAAUAUUGUAAUACUUUCAUCCAUGUCUGUUAGACUUAACAGACAUUUAUUGAGAUGAAAAACUUUGUUAUUGCUUCUAGCAUUUAGGGGGACUUAUUGGCAGAGAUGGACUAAAAUAUGAAUACAUAUGUUUUCAUUAGUGUAUAAUCACGUAGAACUGAGAAUCGUUGUGUCUUCGUUAUCUUAGAAUGAGCCCUUCAUGUUUCUACAGUAGCCCAGUAGGGACAAACCAAACACUGGCUCUAGAGAGAGACUUUCACGUUGUUACCAGCUUCUGAAAAAUCAAAGUCAAAGCUUCAUGUGUUAAAGCUGCAUUCUCUCUAG